Rana temporaria (common frog) is the source of this 6123-nucleotide messenger RNA. RefSeq names its product disco interacting protein 2 homolog B (gene DIP2B). The record is from RefSeq and is a predicted model, not a curated record. The transcript is spliced from 38 exons. NCBI's taxonomy places the organism in Eukaryota, Metazoa, Chordata, Amphibia, Anura, Ranidae. The coding region runs from base 150 to 4892 and encodes 1580 amino acids.
CACGCUGUCAGCCGUAGGAUGUCUAUGUGCGGCUGUGUGGUCAUGUGACGCGAGGCUGGGCCUGGCAUGGCGGCCGUAGUGAGGGUUAUGCACUGAGCUCCCGGUAAUUCAAACCUCUAGGCUUCAUACGAGGCUACCCGGCCGGCUAUAUGGCGGAGAGAGGAGGCUUCGAGCUGUCAGCCCUCCCGAAGGAGGUGAGAGAACAGCUGGCCGAGCUGGAGCUCGAGCUGUCAGAAGGAGACAUUACGCAAAAGGGCUAUGAAAAGAAAAGGGCAAAGCUUCUGGCUCCAUAUAUCCCGCAGACUCAAGGUGUGGACCCAGCACUACAAAAAGAUAAUAGAAACCAAACAGCAACUGGAUCACCAUCUGUUCAUGCACAGUCCCAAUCAUCCUCCAAAUACCAUAGAGCCAGAUCUGGAGGAGCUAGAGAUGAGCGCUAUCGCUCAGAUAUUCAUACAGAAGCAGUCCAAGCCGCACUGGCAAAACAUAAGGAACAGAAGAUGGCACUGCCCAUGCCAACCAAAAGGCGCUCAACGUUUGUGCAGUCUCCAGCAGAUGCAUGUACACCUCCAGACACUUCAUCGGCCUCCGAGGAUGAAGGUUCGCUGAGACGCCAGGCUGCUCUGUCUGCAGUGCUUGCUCAAAGUUUACAAAACACGGAAUCCUGGAUUAACAAGUCUGUGCAGGGAUCAUCAACCUCAUCCUCCGCCUCAUCUACCUUGUCACAUGGAGAUGUGAAGAGUACCAGUAGUUCUCUUGCUGAUAUGCUAGCCAAUAUGCACAUCGAAAGCUCCCUGGCUCCUCCUGAUGUCACAAGCACCACAAAUACAACUACAUCCUCCUCUUCUUCCUCAUCUUUGUCCUCUGUACGCCCAGCAAAUAUUGAUCUGCCUCCCGCUGGGCCGGUAAAAGGGAUGCACAAAGCAGGGCGAAGGUCUAGCCUUAUGGACACUGCAGAUGGUGUUGCUGUCAGCAGUCGUGUAUCUACAAAAAUCCAGCAGUUACUUAACACAUUAAAGCGACCAAAAAGACCACCAUUAAAGGAGUUUUUUGUAGAUGAUUUUGAAGAGAUUGUUGAAGUUCCCAGGCCAGACCCCAACCAACCAAAACCAGAGGGUCGCCAGAUGACUCCAGUGAAGGGAGAGCCUCUCGGUGUAGUGUGUAGUUGGCCUCCAUCCAUUGAAGCUGCUUUGCAACGGUGGGGUACAACGCAAGCUAAAUGUUCCUGUCUCACAGCUCUGGAUGUGACGGGGAAACCUGUCUAUACGUUGACGUAUGGCAAACUGUGGACCAGAAGUGUGAGGUUGGCAUACACACUACUUAACAAACUGGGAACCAAAAACGAACAAGGGCUAAAACCAGGUGACAGGGUUGCGCUGGUUUAUCCCAAUAAUGAUCCAGUCAUGUUUAUGGUAGCAUUUUAUGGCUGUCUGCUGGCAGAAGUUAUCCCAGUGCCGAUUGAGGUACCUCUUACAAGAAAGGAUGCUGGUGGACAUCAGAUUGGGUUCCUGCUGGGAAGCUGUGGUGUGAAGCUUGCUCUUACCACUGAGGUUUGCUUAAAAGGACUGCCAAAAACACAGAAUGGAGAAAUUGUGCAAUUCAAGGGAUGGCCAAAACUCAAGUGGGUUGUGACCGACUCCAGAUACCUGACCAAGGCACCAAAGGAUUGGCAACCACAUAUCACAGCAGCUGGCACAGAACCUGCCUACAUUGAGUACAAGACCAGUAAGGAAGGCAGCGUUAUGGGGGUCACUGUGUCACGAAUAGCAAUGCUUUCUCAUUGUCAAGCUGUUUCGCAGGCCUGUAACUAUACAGAAGGUGAAACUAUGGUGAAUGUGCUGGAUUUCAAGAGAGAUGCUGGCCUAUGGCAUGGCAUGCUAACGAAUGUAGUAAACAAGAUGCACACAUUCAGUGUUCCAUACUCUGUGAUGAAAGCCUGCCCGUUAUCUUGGGUGCAGCGUGUCCAUGCACAUAAAGCCAGGGUUGCUGUAGUGAAAUGUCGGGACCUGCACUGGGCAAUGAUCGCACAUCGAGAACAGAAGGAUAUCAGUUUGGCCUCACUCCGCAUGCUCAUUGUGACAGAUGGUGCUAAUCCGUGGUCUGUCUCAUCUUGUGAUGCUUUCUUGAGUCUCUUUCAAAACUACGGGUUGAAACCUGAAGCAAUUUGCCCAUGUGCCACGUCCCCAGAAGCCAUGACAGUAGCCAUUCGAAGGCCAGGAGUACCUGGUGCUCCACUGCCAGGAAGAGCAAUUUUGUCUAUGAACGGAUUGAGCUAUGGUGUUAUUCGGGUGAAUACUGAAGACAAGAAUUCCGCUCUCACAGUACAAGAUGUUGGACAUGUAAUGCCCGGAGGUGUGAUGUGUAUAAUAAAACCCGAAGGUGUGCCUCAGUUAUGUAAAACUGAUGAGAUAGGCGAGAUCUGUGUCAGUUAUAGAGGAGGAGGUAUUUCCUACUAUGGAUUGGCAGGAGUUACAAAGAAUACAUUUGAGGUCUUACCACUUAGUGCCACUGGGACCCCAGUUGGAGACACUCCUUUCACAAGGACUGGAUUAUUGGGAUUCGUAGGACCUGGAAGCCUUGUGUUUGUAGUAGGAAAAAUGGACGGGACUCUGAUGGUGAGCGGACGGCGGCACAAUGCGGAUGACAUUGUAGCAACUGCUUUGGCCGUGGAGUCAUUUAAAACCUUGUACAGAGGAAGGAUUGCUGUGUUCUCCGUCACUGUUUUCUAUGAUGAAAGGAUUGUGGUGGUGGCAGAGCAGCGACCUGAUGCCUCUGAAGAGGAUUCAUUCCAGUGGAUGAGUCGUGUUCUGCAGGCCAUCGAUAGUAUCCACCAAGCGGGAGUGUACUGUCUUGCUCUUGUUCCUGCUAACACGUUGCCAAAAACUCCACUUGGAGGAAUCCACUUAUCCCAAACUAAACAGCACUUUCUGGAAGGCACCUUACACCCAUGUAACAUCCUCAUGUGUCCUCACACGUGUGUAACUAAUUUGCCAAAGCCACGGCAAAAGCAGCCAGGAGUUGGCCCCGCCUCUGUUAUGCUUGGUAAUCUGGUUGCAGGAAAGAGAAUAGCUCAAGCAUCAGGGAGGGACCUUGGACAGAUUGAAGAAAAUGACAUGGCAAAAAAGCAUCAGUACCUGACUGAGAUCCUUCAGUGGAGAGCACAGACAACACCUGAGCACAUUCUCUUCAUACUUCUCAAUGCCAAGGGAACGGCUAUUUGUACAGCUACCUGUCUGCAAUUACACAAGAGAGCAGAAAAGAUAGCCGCAGCUUUGGUGGAAAAAGGACAUCUCAAUGUUGGGGAUAAUGUGGUGCUUCUCUAUCCUCCCGGAGUUGAAUUGAUUGCAGCAUUUUAUGGGUGUUUGUAUGCUGGCUGCAUUCCAGUAACGGUCCGGCCUCCACACGCUCAAAACCUCACAGCAACCUUACCUACAGUGCGAAUGAUUGUAGAUGUUAGUAAAGCUUCCUGCAUUCUCACUACGCAAUCUUUAUUGAGAUUACUAAAGUCCAAAGACGCAGCAGCAGCGGUAGAUGUGAAAACAUGGCCAACCAUCAUAGACACAGAUGAUUUGCCCAGAAAGCGAAUACCUCUGAUGUAUAAACCACCAACACCUGAAAUGCUGGCCUACCUCGAUUUCAGUGUUAGCACCACAGGCAUGCUCACAGGGGUCAAGAUGUCCCAUGGAGCUGCAAAUGCACUUUGCCGGGCGAUAAAGCUGCAGUGUGAGCUGUACUCCACGCGUCAGAUCGCGAUUUGUCUGGAUCCAUAUUGUGGGCUUGGCUUUGUACUUUGGUGCCUUUGCAGUGUUUACUCUGGUCAUCAAUCUAUAUUAAUUCCUCCUAUGGAGUUGGAAUCCAACCUUUGCCUGUGGCUAUCUGCAGUUAGUCAGUACAGGAUUAGAGACACAUUCUGUUCUUAUUCUGUAAUGGAGAUGUGUUCUAAGGGUCUUGGAAGUCAGAUCGAGGUGCUAAAGACUAAAGGAAUAAACUUGUCCUAUGUGCGGACCUGCGUAGUGGUGGCAGAAGAACGUCCAAGAGUUGCUCUCACGUAUUCCUUUUCUAAGCUUUUCAAAGAUAUCGGUCUUUCUCCUCGUGCUGUCAGUACUACGUUUGGAUCAAGAGUAAAUACUGCUAUAUGUUUACAGGGAACCUCAGGGCCAGAUCCAACAACCGUAUACGUGGAUCUCAAAUCCCUUCGGCAUGACAGGGUACGAUUGGUGGAAAGAGGAUCCCCUCAGAGCCUACUCCUUUUGGAAUCUGGAAAGAUUUUGCCUGGCGUCACAGUGAUAAUUGUAAACCCAGAGACCAAAGGGCCCAUUGGAGAUUCUCAUCUUGGUGAGAUCUGGGUGAACAGCCCCCACACAGCCAGCGGAUAUUACAUGAUCUAUGACAGCGAGAGUCUGCAGGCUGACCAUUUUAAUACCAGACUAAGCUUUGGAGACACGCACACACUUUGGGCAAGAACCGGUUACCUGGGCUUUGUGCGCAGAACAGACCUGACAGAUGCAAGUGGAGGACGGCAUGAUGCCUUGUUUGUUGUUGGCGCACUGGAUGAAACUCUGGAGUUAAGAGGACUGCGCUACCAUCCUAUCGAUAUUGAGACCUCUGUGUCACGCACACAUCGGAGCAUUGCAGAAUGUGCUGUGUUCACAUGGACCAAUCUUCUGGUGGUGGUAGUGGAGCUUUGCGGCUCUGAACAAGAGGCUCUGGAUUUGGUUCCUCUGGUGACCAAUGUGGUGCUGGAAGAACAUUACCUGAUCGUAGGUGUGGUAGUGGUGGUGGACCCAGGAGUCAUUCCAAUAAAUUCCAGGGGAGAGAAACAACGGAUGCACCUAAGAGACAGUUUCUUAGCUGAUCAACUAGAUCCAAUCUAUGUUGCAUACAACAUGUAAAGAGACUUAAACCACUGGAAGAAAAAAUAAUGCCAGGUUAUUAUUUUUGUCAAAAUUUCACAAUGCUUGACGAUAGUUUGAUAAUGUGUAUUAUCUUUUUAGCAUAAUCUCUAGUGAAUCAUGGUCUGUCUGCAUUAUUUUAUGAAAGGGAACACUGUGCUAAAGUAGUAUUAAAAGCAGAUCACUGGACUUUUUUUUAGCUAAACUGCAGAACUAUCUGUAUGAGCGGAGUGGGCCAUGCAUCCCCACAUCUCCCUAAAGGGCAUCCUACCGCGUACACAAGUUUAAUGUGGAUCUGCAGUGGAGAUUUUAUUUAAUUCCAGAAGGGUUUAAUUUUCUUAAAUCCUUCAUAUUAGGAGCUGUAAUGUUGUUUUGUCUUAAAUUAACAAUAGGUAGUAAAUAGCUUCUUCAUAAUGGUGCCAUGAGUGUACUCCUCCAGCGCAGCAGAGCUUGCAUUAUGUUUAGCCAUGCAAGUGCUAAGCGGGGAUGGGGGUGUUCAGUUUAGGAAAGGAAAUUUACUAAAAUUUAGAUUUUUUUUUUUUUUCAUUUAGAUAGGUCUUAAAUGUAAAAUAUUCUGCCUAUAUUUUAAAUAUGUAAAUAUUAAUAUAACAUUAUCAACAUUCAAAUCCACUUGUGGUAAAUAUGGAGUUGAUGUUGAUUGUUUUAUGGCAGUUGGAGGGGGGCUUAGUUUUUUUGUGUUUUUUUUUUUUUUAAAUAUGUUUUCACUAUAUUAAUGCAAAGGCAUGCAAACUAUGGCUCUCUAUCUGUAUGAGCAAUGCGGUUCCCAGCAGGCCCUGGACUGGCAGUGCAUGCUGGGACCUGUAGACCAAAGUCAGUUAGGAGGGUUAUCAUUUCCUACAGCUAUGUGCACACAGCUUGUCUUCUCGCCUAUCUUGUCUUUAUUCAGUUUUUGGCAAAGUCUUCUAAAAACCAGGGUAGAGGCUUAAACGGUGUCGGCAAUGACAAUUGGGAAAUUCUGUCACUUACCAGAAGGGCUGAUAUAUCAGAGCACCUAUGGGCUUGUGUGAUGCUGCUAGGGUUGCUUAGUUUUUGUCAGCCACCCUAUAGCAAAACAUGGAAGCUAAAUGCCUAACAACAUACCUUAGCAGUGCUGGAGAUUCGUUUCACUUAUCAGAGAUGUCUAUUGCAUGGAGUUUUAUGUUUUUUCCAUGUUUGCAUGAAUUUCCACUUCCCCACAAAGGAAAAACAGUUUUCUGGUAAAAAAAAGAAA